AUGUCAACCGUAGAAUCUGUUUAUCAAAUCAUAUUUCCAUGGUUGAUUAAAUUACCGACAGCUCAAAAUAGAAAAUUCUUUGAAGCUAAUAAAGAAUUUAAUGAGUUCAUUUCUGAUAUUAUUAAGACAAGGAGAGAUGAAGUUGAAAAUCAGAAUGGUUAUAAUAAUGGUCGAGUCGAUCUGUUAACAAGUAUGCUGGAGCUUAGCAACCAGGAGGGAAUUCAUACUGAUUCAAAGCAAUUAAGAGAUGAGAUGGUGGGCUUUUUCGUUGCAGGCCAUGACACAACUUCAAUGGCGUUAAGCAGUUCGUUAUAUUUUCUUGCAAAAUAUCCGGAAAUGCAAGAAAGAGCACGAGGAGAAGUAAUCAGUGUACUUGGAAACGAACCAAUUAUUCCUACAACGGAACAAUUAAAGGAAAUGAAAUAUAUCAAUGCAGUUAUUAAAGAAUCCUUACGAAUUUAUCCGCCAGCCGCAGCAAUAGUCCCUCGAAAACUAACAAAGCCAAUGAAAAUUGGUCCUUAUAUUCUACCAGCGAACGUAUUAUGUACCAUGAGUAUUUGGCAAAUGAACAAUAAUCCAAAAUAUUGGGAAAACCCUGAACAAUACAAUCCUGAAAGAUUUUUAAAUAAUAAAAAGGUUCACCCACUUUCUUGGGUUCCAUUUUCUUCUGGUGUAAGGAAUUGUGUUGGUCAAAACUUCACUUUAAUGGAACAAAGAGUUAUUCUUUCAAUGCUUUUGCUCAAGUAUAAAUGGACCCUUCCUGAAAACAGCAUCAAUAAGGACAAGUUGUUACUUGAGCCUCAAUAUUUAUUAAGGCCUGUUGAUUUAAAACUUGUAUUUACUGAAAGGAACACAUAA
This is a messenger RNA of Funneliformis mosseae, 858 nucleotides long. Lineage: Eukaryota; Fungi; Glomeromycota; Glomeromycetes; Glomerales; Glomeraceae. The record is from the annotation of a GenBank genome assembly.